UUCGUCUUCUACCUUGAAGACCACUGCUGGAGACAUCGUAUGUGCUCUGACUGGAUGCGAGGAGGCACUAUGUUGCGACGUUAACGCACCAACGUUUGAGGAUGAGUUUGUAAUGGGCACCGCCGGACAGAGUUGUGAGGAAGUCUGUUCUGGACGUGCUCAGGUGUGCGAUGUCGACAAUACAGUAUCGAUGAUCCGCGCGGCAUGGGCAGCUGGUGGUAGUGCUAAUGCCGUGGUAUCUGUCAUCGAAGAGAAUGGAGGUGUAUGUCCCAAUGGAGCUAACAACCAAGAUUAUUAUUCACUUCCCGGAGUUGGAACCGGUAACUGUGAGAUCUCCAACAACUAUGGUACGGCCGAUGGAUCUGUUAUGUUCAACUGUCUUGGUAAGUUCGACACUGUUGAACGUCUGUGCUUCUGCAAUGGUG
Messenger RNA from Sphaeroforma arctica JP610, 425 nucleotides. RefSeq lists its product as hypothetical. The record is from RefSeq and is a predicted model, not a curated record. The transcript has a single exon. NCBI's taxonomy places the organism in Eukaryota, Ichthyosporea, Ichthyophonida. The annotation marks the transcript as partial.